UGACAGUUCAAGACAAGUGUCCGAGCGAAGUGGAGCGAUUGCAAUGUUUUCGUGUUUAGUUGGAUGUUUUCUGUAAAGGAUUCCGAUGGAUUAAUUAAUUGAAAGUUAUUCUGUGGAUCAGCAGACAUCAUGCCGGACGAAUCGGUAAAAGUAGCUGUCAGGGUCCGUCCCUUUAAUCAAAGGGAAAAGGACAGACAGGCAAAACUCAUUAUUAAGAUGCAGGGUCAGAUGACUACUAUUACAAAUCCGGAAACACCAAAUGAAGAACCUAAAAGCUUUUCCUUCGAUUACUCAUAUUGGUCACAUGAUGGCUUCCAAGAGCAGAGCGAUGGCGUAUUAGUUCCUGCGGGCGGGAGUAAUUAUGCCAGUCAGAGAAGAGUGUUCGAAAAUCUGGGACAAGGCGUUCUGGACAAUGCUUUUGAAGGCUAUAACUGUUCCCUGUUUGCCUAUGGCCAGACAGGAUCUGGAAAAUCCUACUCCAUGGUGGGAUAUGGAAAUAACAAGGGAAUCGUACCAAUUACCUGUGAUGAAAUGUUUAAAACCAUGGACAAAAAUACAGACCCAAAUAAGAGAUUUGAAGUGACAUUUUCUAUGUUAGAAAUUUACAAUGAACAAGUGAGAGAUUUAUUAUCUAAAGACAAUCCUAAAGGUGGACUUAAUGUGAGACAGAACCCCAAACUGGGCUACUUUUAUGUGGAAAAUCUCAAACGAGUCCCUGUGGGUAGUUACGCUGAAAUUGAGAAGAGAACGGACCAGGGAACGGCCAGUAGAACAGUGGCGUCCACUAACAUGAAUGCCACCAGCAGUAGGGCCCACACUGUAGUCACCAUUACGUUUGACCAAAUCAUCAAGAAUGAGAGUGGGUCAGAAACCAAGAAGAGUAGUGUCAUGAAUCUGGUAGAUUUAGCAGGCUCCGAAAGAGCGGACAGUACGGGGGCCACUGGUGACCGUCUGAAGGAGGGAGCCAACAUCAACAAAUCCUUGUCUGCUCUGGGGAAUGUCAUCUCGGCUCUUGCUGAUUUGUCAAUGGGAACAAAAAAGAAAAUCAUGGUUCCAUACAGAGACUCAGUUCUGACCAAACUCUUACAGAAUGCAUUGGGAGGCAACAGUAAAACAAUAAUGAUUGCUGCCCUGUCCCCGGCUGAUAUUAACUAUGACGAGACUUUGUCCACCCUGAGAUAUGCAGACAGAGCAAAGAAAAUCAAAAACAAAGCAGUAGUCAAUGAGAAUCCAUUAGAUAAACUUAUAAGGGAACUCAAGGAAGAAAAUGAGAAGUUAAAGAGAGCCAUGGAAAGUGGGGGAAUGGUGAUGCAGGAGGGGGCGGGUCUCUCUCCUGAGGAGCUUGAAAAGAUGCGUAAACAGAUGGAAGAGGAUAUUAGAGCUCAGCUAAUGGCCAAUCAGGCAAUGCUGGCAGAGAAUGACCAGAGCUGGGAUGAUAAGCUUGCCGAGGCCAGGACAGAAACCGAGAAAAUUGAAACAGGAGGUGCAGACAGCAAGAGGAAAAGCAAAGAGCCAUAUUUGAUCAAUUUAAAUGAGGAUCCCAUGUUGUCUGGGGUCAUAUGUCACUUCCUGAAGAACAGCGGUGAAACAACUGUAGGAAGGAAGGAUGCCAGUCCUGUACCAGAUAUUUGUCUCAGUGGUCUCAGUAUACAGAAACAGCAUGCAGUGAUAUUUAACAAUAAAGGUGUGAUAGAAAUAGAAUCAGUGUCAGGAAGUGGCUCAAAGACAAAAAUUAAUGGCUUACCUCUCACAGGAAGGAAGGCUCUUUGUCAUAAGGACAGAAUUCUCUUUGGAUCCAACCAUAUGUAUGUUCUGAUGAAUCCCCUGAAACCUGAAACUGCAGAUUCAAGUCUUCCAAAAGAAAUAACUUGGGAGUUUGCUCAGAAGGAAAUUGCUCAGGUGAAGGGAUUUGCCACUGGUUCAGCAGGACUAAGUAAAGAACAACAGAUAGUACAAGAGCAGGUUCUGGAAAUCCUUCCUAUGGUUUCUGAAGUGAAUGCCGUGUCUGAGGAACUGAACAAACAGAAGUCAUUUGAAGUCGUGUUAAUCUCAGCUGCUGCCCAAGAGGGAGGGGACAUAACUCAGUCAAAUGCCUCAAAAGUAACAGUGAAAAUGAAAAAUCUCCUAAAUGGGAAUACAUGGCUGUGGGAGAGGGGAAAAUUCAUCACAAGAAGAUACCUUAUACAGGAAUUGUACCAGAAGUUUCUAGAUGGAGAAGAUGUGUCACACAUUCCUAAAGAACAAGACCCUUUCUGGGAACCCACAGAAGAUGUUCUGAUAGGGACCUCCAAUCUCUUCCUUCAGUCUCUGUCCUAUUGUCUGGACUUUGAGGAUACUCUCAACAUCUCAGAUUACAAAGGUCAGGAGGAAGGGCAUGUCAAGGUCAAACUGGAGCCCUGUGACCCCAAGGGGAAACCUAUUGAUGAGGAGGCAUUUGUGGAUGAUCCUCGUGAGCUACUUAACAAACCUUACAAUUUCAAGCUUACCAUUGAGAAUGCAAACAUACACAAAUCCAGAUUCUCCAAAGGAAUCUUGGUUAAAUAUUCUGUGAAGAACAACGGAAAAGUUGAAGAGGUUAAAACCCCAACUGUGAAGAACACCCUGACCCCAACCUUCAACCACUCCAAGGUCAUCUCCAUUCCUAAACUGAAGCAGGAAAACCUGGAUUUCUUUGAGUCGGGUUGCAUAACACUGUCUGUGUAUGGGAUACAGGAAGACACAUUGCCAGAUCCCAAACUCCUGAAACUUAAUACUAGGGAAUUAAGAGAAGCCUCGUUGUAUCAGGAGUUAAGAGAUGUUACCAUAAAUCAGGAGUUGAGACAGAUGGAGAACAUGGAGAAUUCCCAGGCUCACGCCAGCGGUAGACGAGGUACAAUGUUUGGUAACGAGAUAGCUUCUGACACCUCUCAUCUCAAGACAGAGGUGGUACUGUUACAAAGGAAGUACGAAAGACUGCAGCAGAAAGAACGCCGAAUGCAGCAAAUAUGUGAAGAAUGGUCUAAGAAACCUGCUGAAGAGAAGCAGUUUGAGCCAUUCUACCGAGCGGUUUCAGCAGCUGCCAAUAGCACGGGAACCAGACUCAAGACAAGAGUUCAGAUGCUUAAUCAGGAUGGUAAACAUGUCGGGGACGGGGAUACGAUAAGUUUAUUUGUCUUUGAUGAAAAUGAACACGAAUUGGCACAGGAGGCCAGCUUAAAUAACGGCGUUGUUGACUACCAUAAAGUAUCCAAGCAUCAUUACCCGGAUCUACAACUAACCAAAUCCAAAACUGAUUCUGUGAUAGAAGAAAAAGAGGAAAGUCAGGGAGACCAAGAUUCAUUUGGCUCUGUAGACUUGGCACCCUAUAUGAACCCAGGCACUGAGGACUCUCUCAACCGCAGUAAAGGGUUUACACAAAACGGCAAAAGGACAACUCUUCUCUCUGAUAUAAACUCCAAGAGAGAGGUUAUUAAACCGGCGCGAAAUGCAAUAAGCGAGUAUUCAGCAAACAAAAAAGCACCAACGUCGAAUGGAAAGCGCCCAAGUUCUGCUGAAAACAACAAAACAGAAAGUUCUGCUUGUGUCCUACAGUGAUAUCAUCCAAGUUUCUAGAGUGAAAUUCAAACAUCUCUAUCGAUCUGUUUCAGUAAUGACUUUAUAUAAUCAUAUUCUGUUAUAUUAAUAAGGUAUUGUUUGCCUAGAGUUAUUGUAUUAAGAAUAUCUGUGAUAAAAGGGGAAUGCCACUAUUUUUCCUUAAGAAAAGACCCCGUGCAAUGUUAUCUUUUUGCAAUACGUCUUACUGUUUUCGUUGUCAAAUCAAUAUGUGAUCAUUUUUUUUUUCGUAUAAAAAUGAAGAACUUCAGGUAUUUCAUUAGUAAUGUGAUGACAUGCAAUACUCUUUCAGAUGAGCUUAUGUAAAUUCGGUUACUCUUUUACACACAACUAGUUAUCAUGGUCAUAAAUUGAUGUGAUUUAUGAUGGUUUCCGUCCAUUUUGUUUAUGUUGGAUUUUUUUUUUUUUUUUUAUACAUAUUUGAUAUAUAAUUUUCAUCUCUUUACGAAACUCUUUUGU
Messenger RNA from Saccostrea echinata, 4050 nucleotides. RefSeq names its product kinesin-like protein KIF28. Gene Ontology annotation, molecular function: ATP hydrolysis activity; microtubule motor activity; ATP binding. Gene Ontology annotation, cellular component: microtubule; kinesin complex. The transcript has 28 exons. Bases 130 to 3573 code for a protein of 1147 amino acids. The record is from RefSeq and is a predicted model, not a curated record. NCBI's taxonomy places the organism in Eukaryota, Metazoa, Mollusca, Bivalvia, Ostreida, Ostreidae. Gene Ontology annotation, biological process: microtubule-based movement; cytoskeleton-dependent intracellular transport.